GUGAAACAACAAACGUUAUUGAAGCUACCUUAGCAGAGGGUUAACAUCACAGGUACGUUUCGUUUCACUUAUCUGAUCGUCUUCUUCAACACGUACUGGCUCUGAUACAUUUGUCUGUGCACAACAGUUUACUGAACUGUGUCGACGAAGUGUAUACCCUUGUUUUAUAGACACAUACAGAUAUGGGGGACCUUCCUGUCAAUCCGCUGGUUCUGAUUGGUGUGGGCUCCAGCUUCGCCUUCUCUGGCCUUUUCUAUCAUCUGUACAAAGGGAAGAAAGAAGAGUUGAAGAAGCUAAAGGAAAUACCCAUAUUCAAGCCAGAUCAGCAUUUGGUGAAAGUACUGAAAGCGUCUCCUCACAGGCGGCUUCAGUAUGUUGCUGUAGAAGGUCUGGUGCAGGCGGAUGGGGAGUCUCUGGCAAGUCAGUUUGUCCCUCGUUGUUACGGUGUGAUUCAGAAGAUCGCAGUGGAGGAGCAGUGGAAAUUCUGGAACUCCCUCACCAAGACAUGGAAUUCGCGGACAAUAAACAGAAAAGAAACCAACAACUCUGUGCCGUUCAGUCUGGUCAGCCCUGGGGCCUUCAUCGAUGACUUGUAUGUGAAGGUUCAGAACCCUCUGGAGGCCUCCGGGUGCUACCUGGACAGGGUGUACUUCAAAAGGAGUCGGGCCGAGAAGGGCUUGGCAGACAUGGUGAUGAAUGGCAUCCUCGGGGAGGAGCCAGUGGCCAUGGAGGUCAGCGAGGAGCUGCUGCGGGUGGGGAGCACCCUGACUGGGUAUGGGGAGGUGGUGCUGGAGGGAGGGCAGGUGAUGAGGCUGCAGGCCCCGCAGGACGGCCGCAAGUUCAUCCUGGUGCCCACCGACCACCGGAGCUUCAUGGACGGGCACGAGAAGUCCGCCAGUAUGUGGAAGAUGCUGUCGGCUGUUACUGGCAUCACAGGGGCCGCUAUUCUAACCAAGGUCAUCUGUGGGUUAGUGGGGAACCAGGAUGGAAAAUCCAAGAAGGCCUGAAGACGAUACUGUAGCUUUAACGGCUGUGUGACCGCUUUACAGCUCUCCAAAAACUGCCUCAGGUGUUUUGUUUAGAUUCCACUGCAACUUCCUGAUGCUAAGAUAAUGUACAGUCACUUGUCAAAACUUCCUCAAGUGUUUUAUCUAGAUUCCUUAGAUCCAUCAUGAUGCUAAGAUUAUUAGUCAGUGUGUCAUCUUGUAAGUUUUGUUUUCCCAUUAAAGUAGCAGCUACAGGGGCCUGUGAGGGUCAAUACACAACAUUGGACAGAUUUUGGCCACUUUGAUGUCAACGAUUUCUUGGCUUGUAUAACCAUUGGUAUUUGGAGCAAAACAUUUCAGAGACAUGUUCUCUAUAUAUCUGAGACCUAUAAUAUGUUGAUAAACAGUAUAAUAGGGGACCUUUAAAGAAGGGAUAGGUGAUAGGACUAUUUUUAUGUAUAGCGUAAAAACUUUAUCAAAAAUAUUUUUCUAUAUCGUUUCAAUCCCAAUGUUGAAAUCAGCAGACUAACUUUAUUACGGCAAAAGUUUGGACGACGCUUAACAUUCUAAUCGUGGCUCGAGAUGCGCGGUUUGGCGAACAUGUAGAGGACACAACUUAGCUCUUACUUCUGCUUGGUUACACAAGUUUGAUGCACACCAAAACCCUUAUCUAAAAUGUUGACUCAGGAAUAUUCUGAGUGCAGGCUAUUUGUUGUCAAUAACUGUAAUGUGAGUUUUUCCUUUCUACAUCUUACAACACACAGAGAUACAUUUCCAAUGUUUUAUCAGUGUCAUCUUGUAAGUUUUGUUUUCCCAUUAAAGUAGCAGCUACAGGGGCCUGUGAGGAUCAAUACACAACAUUGGACAAAACAGAAAGCACAGGAAUUUAUAAAACAUUUACAAAUUGAGAAAUAAAAAUAAAGCUGAACAGAAUCUUAGAUGUUGAUACAUUUCCCACAUUGUGAUUAUAAUGUGCUCAAUGUAUUUGUUAAUGUGUUUUGAUCCAAUGUUGUUCUGCUGUGACGGGCACUACUUUUCUUGAAACCAUCAUGAACAUAUCUGAUUUCUCCUGCAGUCACUAGGACAUUUUUGAAUAUCUGAAAACUGAUGACACACCUUAAAUGUGGCAUAUUUGAGUAUUGUUAAACUAUUGAAUCAAGGGAACAUUUUUGUAAUUCAAUUGUAUUUUUAUAAUGUAAGAUAAAAAUCUUUUUUUUGUGGAGUUGUGUGGGGUAAUCAAUCUUUUACUUUCACUUUUGAUUUGCAAGAGUCUAACUGAGCCUGAUUAAAAUUGAAUGUAAACAAUG
This is a messenger RNA of Gymnodraco acuticeps, 2293 nucleotides long. It is a transcript of the gene mul3, whose product is annotated as mitochondrial ubiquitin ligase activator of nfkb 1-A. The transcript has 4 exons. The record is from RefSeq and is a predicted model, not a curated record. Gene Ontology annotation, molecular function: ubiquitin-protein transferase activity. Bases 183 to 1007 code for a protein of 274 amino acids. Gene Ontology annotation, biological process: organelle organization; protein ubiquitination. NCBI's taxonomy places the organism in Eukaryota, Metazoa, Chordata, Actinopteri, Perciformes, Bathydraconidae.